This is a messenger RNA of Drosophila grimshawi, 1820 nucleotides long. Its product is annotated as insulin-like growth factor-binding protein complex acid labile subunit. Gene Ontology annotation, molecular function: protein binding. The record is from RefSeq and is a predicted model, not a curated record. Gene Ontology annotation, cellular component: extracellular matrix. NCBI's taxonomy places the organism in Eukaryota, Metazoa, Arthropoda, Insecta, Diptera, Drosophilidae. The transcript is spliced from 3 exons. Bases 16 to 1683 code for a protein of 555 amino acids.
UGCAGUCAGUUGCCGAUGAGCAUUCGAGCUGGAAUGUUGCUGUUCUACACUUGGCCAAUUCUUUGCCUGCUCUGCUUUGGGUUUUCCCCUGGAUUGGCUGUGGUCUGUGAGGCUCAAGGCUGGCGUAGUUUUGAGUGCCGCGAAUUGAGCAGCCUGCAGGAGCUGAUCGAUGUGAAGGCAUUUCCCACCGACAACUGGCAUCGGUUGAGCAUUCGCAAUGAGCAAACUGAACUGGCAAUCGGCACAGCUUUUAGUGCACAGAAUUUAUCCAGCCUGAUGGAAUUGGAUUUAUCGCAUGUACAGCAAUUGCAGCUAAAGAAGAGAGGCUUCUCCAUUCUGCCCCAACUCAAGCAGCUGAAUAUCAGCGGCUGCUCAUUGGAACAACUGCUUGAGACUCACUUUGCCACUGAAUCUGCGCUGCGGUUGCUCGACUCGAGUCACAACGAACUCACUAAUCUGACCAAGGAUGUCUUUGUCCAUUUACCCAAAUUGAUGUUUGCAAAUUUCACGAAUAACUCAUUGCAGCAAAUCGAGUUGCCCCAUCUGCAGCUGCUGCAGCAUUUGGAUCUCAGUCACAAUCAGUUGACUAAUAUCAGUUUCGGCAACUGUCCCCAUUUGGAGCAGCUUAAACUAAAUGACAAUCAGCUGAGUCAGUUAAAUUCAACAACAUUUCAUGGCCUGCAAGGACUGCUUCACUUGCAGCUGGGUGAAAAUCAACUGGUAUCAGUUGAAAAGGACACGUUUCAGUCGCUGAUGCAGCUGCGCACGUUGAACUUGUCGCACAAUCAACUGGAUGCACUGCGUCCCCAAGCCUUUGGAUCAUCGGGCCAGGUGGUGUCGCUGCAACAAUUGGAUUUGUCUGGGAAUAAUAUACGCCUGCUCUUUGAUAAUCAAUUCCGGCGAUUGGGUCGUCUCCAAGUGCUGGACAUCUCCCAGAACAACAUUGCCAGUCUGAGUGCGCCACAUUUUGCGGGUCUGCAGGCGCUCAGGAAGCUUUACCUGCAAUCCAACGAUAUACUCGAGAUUAAGGCGCACACCUUUGCGGGUCUCGAGGAUCUGGACUCACUGGACUUGUCACACAACAGCAUUGAGUCGCUGGACGCGAAGGCUUUUGGCAGCAGCACCUUGUCCAGAAUGAAGAAACUCAAUCUCAAUGGGAAUAAUCUGAAGAGUCUGCAUGCCUUGGCCUUCUCCUCGCUGCCCUUUCUGGACUACCUGUCGCUGGGCAACAAUGAGCUGAGCAGCCUGGAUGUGAGAAUGUUUGCCCCAAUGAGGCAUCUGCAAAAACUGCAUUUGGGAAACAAUGAAUUGAGUGAGAUCAAAUCCGAUGUGCUGGAUAGUUGGAGCAGUGUUAGGGAUCUCCUAAUUGACAACAAUAAGCUGACUUUUCUGCCCGAUCUGAAUGGGACAUUGUUGCAACUGAGGCGCAUGGCCAUCGAGGGUAAUCCCUGGCAGUGCGCCUGCUUCGCUCAGCUGGAACGCUGGCUGCAAUCCAAGAGGAUUACAUAUGUGCGUGGCAACACCGGUUUCUACAGCGGAGAGAAGCCAUUGUGCGUGGUGACUGCUUCGGAUGAUUGUGUGCAAACAUUUCACGAGGAUCGGCACCAGCAAGUUGUCGAUGACUUUGAGGAUCAUCUGAGCGGAACACCAUCCUCAUUGGAGAUUGGUUCAGCUGAAGACUGAGAAGUGUGUGUGAGAUGUGAAAUAAAUAAAGCUUAGCUAAUGAUGAUGAUGAUUCCAUUUGGUAUCUCGCUUCCCUUUAGGAGAUGCCUCGAGGUUAGAAGAGAGCCUCGUGAGAAUUUUAUCCGAUUGGACAUACA